UUGCUGGUACGUACAUGGGGGGGUGGAUUUGUUUAGACUUAGGUUGAAGUGGUUGUAUGUUGUGGAUACAGAUUAACUAUAUUACAGAAAAGAAAAAUGAACAAGGUGGAUACUGAUAUAAAGUUGGUUGUUGAAACGGUCAGAGAAAUUGAGGCACCUUUAGGAGGAACUUCAGUGGAAUAUGUAAUCACUGGUACCUUUAAACAAAGUCUCUUUAAUUCAAAUUGUGAAGAUAAUGGAAUAGUACAUGUUGAGAUCUCCAAAAGCUAUAGAGAGUUUGAAGAUCUAUAUGCAAAGAUGAAAAAGAAAUAUACAUCAUUAUGUCUUCCUGUCUUACCCAAAAGUAAAUUAGAAGAUCACAAUGUGGUAGAAGAAAAAAGAAAACAUCUUGAUAAUUUUGUCAAAGGAGUAGCUCAAAAUAAGAAUAUUUCUCUUUCACCUAUUUUACUUCAAUUUUUGGGUGUAGACAGAGAUAACCUGCAGAAAUCAAGUGUCUGUAAAGGAAACUCAAAGAUAAACAAUCAAUACACUGAAGACAAAAAGGAAACUACUAGAGAAAAAACUGUAAUUGUAGAUGAUGAUGGAUUUGAUAUUUUUGAGGAGCUUCAGGGUGAACAACAUCCAACCUUCAGUAAAAUGUCAGAUAUAAAGAAGAAGAAAGAGGGACUGUUUGAUGAUACUGAGGUCACAGAGCCAGAGUUGUUUGGUUAUACAAAAUCCAAGAGUGCAUACUCAAGAAAGACAUUAGAGUACCAACCAACUGUUGAAUCCAAAUCCCCAGCUGGAGAGUCAGCAGAGGAGAGUAAAUCAGCAACAAGCUCACUGCCAGGGGAAGAAAAUACAGAUGAGUGGCUCUUCACAGUUCCAAACACUCACAGUGAUUUCUUGUUUACCUCUGAUGACAUAGAUCCUAAGAAAGAAGAAGAGAAUGAGGAAGAAAUGACUGAAUUACUGAAAGUUGACACUAAUUUAGAUGACUUGUUUGGUAAGAAAAUGUCACCGCCUAAAACAGACAUAGAGACAACACAAAGCCAAGCUGCUGUUUCUUCUACUGUCACUUUUGAUGUUGCAACAGCUUCUGAAACUGAUAGUGUAUCUACUUUCAAUGUUGUGAAACCAGUUCCUAAGCCCAGAGCAAAGAAUAUUUCCACUUGUAAGAACUCUACAUCCCACCAUGACCCAGUGUCUUCAAAUAAUGAGGAGACUAAAAAGCAGUUGCAAGAAGAAACUUUCAAAAAAUGUAAGCCUACACCUCCUCCUAAGCCAGUUUCUGUAACCAGUGUGAAACCCGUUCCUUUACCAAAACCAAAGAUUCUUCAGAAACCUGUUGCUGGCAACCAAUCUACUCAUUUUCUCGGUGCAAGUAAAAUGUCACAUCCUUCUGCAGAAAUUAAGCAGACACAAACUUUAGACAAAGAGGUAAACAAGCUACCUGUUGAGUCAGAAAAAACAGAAGACAUUGACAUUGUAAAGUAUAUUGAAGAAGAACAAAAGUCAACACAAUCAACAGUGAGUCUGUUUGACUAAAAGUAAUCAUCAAACCAAAAAUUAUAUCAAGUUAUCACAUAUAAUUUUGAAAUAUUCACAUGACAGGAUAAUCUGAAUGAUUUCUGAGAUUGAGCAAUUAUUGUGAUCCUAUUUGUAGUUUGUAUUUUCUUAAGGGCACUUGUGGAAGCUAAUUCAUUAUAUUAUGAAAAAUGACCUUAUUAUUUGAAGGCUACCAUCAUGUAACACUUGAGAUUUAAGUUAGAAUUUUUAUAUCAGGAUCAUAGAAAAUUGAAUCCUCAGAACAAAUUUAAUCACUUGUUGAUAAAUAAUUAAAGCUGUAAAAAGAAGGGUAUGGUAAUUUAAAGAUUUAUAUCAGUUCUAUGUUUAAGUUUACUGAAUGAUAUGCACAUUGCUUGUGUACACUAUUUUACUAUUUACAAAGAAAUAUGGAAAAUAUUGUAUGACAAGGUGUGGUAACUUAAUUAUAGAAUCUAAUUUCACUGUAGAAUGUUGUGUAAAAUGUUUUGAAAGGUAUAAGAUUGUAUUAUGGAAUUUUGUUAUCAAAAAUUCACAGACAAGGAUGAAAUGUGGUUAGCAGAUAUAUAGAAAUUAUACAUCAAAAGGAUAGUGUUUUAAUAAUUACUUUUGUUGAUUUUAUACAAUAUUUCAGUUUUUUCCAACAAACAUCUUCAAGUGUUGUGAUUUGUUUGCUUGUUUAUUUUGAAUAUUGUGUUUAUGAAUUGUAUGUAGGAUAUGGCAUGUAACCUGUGAAAAGUGCCUUUUGGUAAAGAAGGUGAAAUAAUACAAUUUUUUCCCAACUCCAUAAGUCUACUCACUUCUAACACCCAACCAGAAAACAAUUUAUCUAAGUUUAACACCAACCAAUAUCUGAGUUUUAUCUGACAAUUGACAUUUUUGUGUGUGACAGUUAGUACUCAAUAUACUAUGAUAUAUCUUGUGAAAUGAAACCUGUGCAUCUUAGUAAAUUCUCUUAAAAUCAUUUUCACAUCUUUAGUUAAAAAACAACACUGAAAACAAAUAGGUAACAUCAUGUAUUAAGUUAGUAUUAAAACAUUUUUAAUGAAGAUCUGAUAAUAGUAACAUAUUCUGUUUAUUUCCAGAACCUUUGUUUUUUUGUGUGUGUGUACAUCUCAGAACAAAAAUUUUUGAUCCUUUGUGAGUUAUGUACAGAUUGAUACGUUAACUUUACAAAAAUGGCAGAUAUUUACUGUGGUAACGAAACUGCAUAUCAACUUCUAGUAUUUAAGGAUAAUAAGGGACCUGUUGGUCCAUCUAGACUCCCAUCCACUAAACUACACACAUAAAGUCAAAGCCAACCCUUAUCAUUGAAAUAUUUAUCAAGCCCUUAAAUGUACUGCUUCUACCACAUCUGAUGGCAACCCAUUCCAAAGAUCAAUUAGAAAAAUAAAACUGUCUUAGCUGAAGAUGACUCCUACACUGUAGAAUUAAUAUUGUCCCUUAGUUCUACCAUUCUCACCAUUAAGUACAAAAACAAAAGAUGAUUCAUCAACACUAUCAAUUCCUUUAACAAUCUUAUACAUCUCAAUCAGAUCUCCUUAAUCUUCUUUCCUCAAGAGAAAACAACUUCAAAAAUCUUAACCUGCCCACAUAUGGCAACCUUUCCAUCCAAGGUAUCAUCCUAGUAGACCUUCCCUGAACCCUUUCCAACAAUUCAAUGUCCUUCCUAAGGUAAGAAACCUAGAGCCCAAGACUGACCAUAAUAUGCCUAAUAUGGCCUAGCCAGUGGUGUAUACAAUGAAAUUAUAACCUCUUAGACUUGUAUUCAAUAUUUCUUUAGAUGCAACUUAAAAUAAUAUAUUCCCUACAACUAGCAACAGCAUACUGGAUGGAUGACCUUGGAGAUUGAUCAACAAACGAACAAGAUCCUUUUCUUCCAUAACACGUAUAGCUUCUAUAUGUGGUAUCUUUACUAUACUGAUUUAAAGAUCGUGGUUAUACAAUGUGUUGGAUAUUGUAUUUAUAAGAAAAUUCUGCUCUUGAGAAAAUAAUUAUUCAGUAGAGUAUGUUAAAUAACUUUGAAAGAUGAAGGAUAUAUUCAUAGUGUUCACUUGUAAUCUACAGUUUGAAAAAUCAAUCAUGUGUAUAUAGAAUUACAUAUAUUUUCCAACAAUUACAAAUGGGAUGUCUGUGUGAAAUUUGAUAGUUGCUAUAGUUAGUCAUUAUGUACUGUAUAAAUGGAUACUUUAUUCUGCAUUUCUAGAAAUGAUGUGUGCUUGAUAUUGUAGUUUGUAAUUAUCAUACAUAGCUUAAUAGAGCUGGGCAAUUUAAUCAAUAAAAUUGAUUACUUAUGAGCAGCAAUUACAUUGAUUAGUGCCAUGCAAUCUAAUUGAUUAAUCAAAAUUAGGUUUUUGAUUCAUUCCAACUAUCCAAAUAAAUGCUAUCUGCCACUGUCACUAAUUUUGAACUACUGACUAGAGAGAAGACAACUGUGGCAUCACCCAUUGCUGACUUUCUUUUUCUUUUUUGAACUGCUGACUAGAGAGAAGACAACUGUGGCAUCACCCAUUGCUGACUUUCUUUUCUUUUUUGAACUGCUGACUAGAGAGAGGAGAACUGUGGCAGCACCCAUUGCUGACUUUUUUUUUUUUGAACUUUUGACUUGAGGUAAUGCAACUGGCUUUCAUCACCUGCCACCAAUCUUUUUUUCUUUGGAGCUGCUGACUAGAGUGAAGGCAACCGUGUGACAGCACCAGCUGCCAACCUUUUGUUGUUUUUAAAUUGCUACUAGAGGGAAGGCAACUGGUUGGCUGCACCUGGUCCCAACUUUUAUUUCCUUUAUAGAUACUAUGGUUUGAGAAACACUGUAUUAAUCGAUUAAUGGGGCUGUCAAUUAAUCGACUAGCAACUACCACUAAUUGCUUGACUCUAUAGCUUAUAUUCUUAGAUAUUGAACACAUUUUCAGUGACGAGGAACCCACUUUGAGACUAAUAAUGGCUGGAGACGGCUUGAAUGGGUAAUGAAGAAAAACUUUAACAUAAGUUUAACAUAACAGCAAAUGUACAAUGUUUCGACAAGGUUUUAUCAUUAUCAGGUACAAAGUUUUUCUUCAUUACCCGUUCAAGCCAUCUCCAGCCAUUAUUGAACACAUUUGUGCCUCCAGCUACAUGCUUCAUAAUUGCAGUGGUAUAUUUAUUGAAUUAAGUGUGUGGUAACUGAAGAAUUAUAACGUUUGUGAAAUGUACUAGCUUAUCUUAAUGAAAAUUGUAUACAAGUGUACUUGAAUUAUAUAUCCUUUCCCCCUUUAUUUGCUGACCUUGUAGCAAUGAUAUCAAAGGAUUAUUAGACAAAGUCAGUGCAAGCUAAUUUUUAAUUACAUUCUACUUUACUUUUUCAAACAAGUGUUAUGAAUAUAAAUAAUUACUAAACCCUUGAACUGAUUCAGACUCUUUCUUUCAAGCUUAAUUUGCAGUCACUUUGCAAUUCACUAAUUUAUCGGAAUAUUUUUACUUUUGAGAAAGGAAUAAGUAUUAAACGUUUUGAUGUUUUAAUAACAAAUUGCUUGAAUUUUUCAUUGGAUGUCUGUUUUUCACAUUGAGUAAAAUCUAUGCUCUAUUGUGUUAUGAAUAUAAAUAAUUACUAAACCCUUAAACUGAUUCAACUUCCCUUCCUUCAAGCUUAUUUUGCAGCCAGUUUGAUGCAACCCAAUAAUUAAUCAUAAUAUUUUUACUUUUGAGAAAGGAAUAGGUAUUAGACAUUUUGGUGUUUCAGUAACAAAUUGUUUGAAGUUUUUGAAUAUCUGUUUUUCACAUUGAGUAAAAUCUAUGCUCUAUUGUGUUAUAUAAAAGAAAAUGCUUUAAACAAGUUGCACUAAUGUCUUUGUCUUGCAUGUUAUAUAUAUAUGGAAAAUGUAUUGGGUCAUGUAGCUGUGAUAAACUCCCUUUUGUUAGUUGUAUAGGUGACAAUUAACUUGUUCAUGUACAUUUCUACCAAUAGAGAUUAUUUCUGGAUGUUGCUCAGUUAUAGCACAGAGAAGCAUACUUGUAUAUGUAUUUUGACUAAAAAUGAGAACUUGCAACUAGUGUUGCCAAGAUACAUGAAAUGUAGAAAUUAAUGUUUAGGUUAGUGACUAUUGUUGCUUGAUUGUAAUAAACAAUGUAACAUUUGUGUGAUAUUGAACAAGAAAAUUGUAUGUAAAGAAUAAAAAUGAUUUAAGUA
Molecule: messenger RNA, 5686 nt
Organism: Limulus polyphemus (Atlantic horseshoe crab)
Lineage: Eukaryota; Metazoa; Arthropoda; Merostomata; Xiphosura; Limulidae
Product: DNA ligase 1-like
Exons: 8
Coding region: 97-1527 (476 amino acids)
Molecular function (GO): phosphatidylinositol binding
Source: RefSeq, a predicted model, not a curated record